ACUGGGUCUUUCUUCUCCGUGUAUUCUUCCAUGUUUUCUCAGUCCAUAAGAUUCCAGUUUGAGAUCUUUUAGCUUCAUAGUUUAGUUGGAACGAUAAUAUAUUGAUUUAAUCUCUUCGAUUAUAUUAAGUUCAGAUAGUUCUACUAAGCUAUUGCUAUAUCCAUCAACUGAGACAUACUGCUUCAUCUGCCUUCCUCAAUUUUUCUUGGUUUGGAAGGUCAUUCACCCCUGCAUUACCCAAACCCUACUCCAAGUUAUCCUUUACAAAUAGCAUCACCUCUUUCUCCUUAUCCUGCAAGUUCAUCAAUCUCUCUUUCAUACCAAGAUAGUUCAGCAGCAACCAGCAAAAGCCAUGGCCACGUCUUCCCUCGUCACCAUCUUCUCAUUCCUCUUCCUCGUUUCUUCCAACCUUGCUGCGGAUCCUGACAUGCUGCAGGAUAUCUGCGUGGCGGAUCUCAACGCUGGCGUGAGGGUGAAUGGCUUUGCGUGCAAGCCGGCAGCGAACGUGACGGAGGCGGACUUCUUCUUCCAGGGGCUGGCGAAGCCGGGCGCGGCCACCAACACCACCAUGGGCUCCCUGGUCACCGCCGCCAACGUGGAGAAGAUCCCCGGGCUCAACACCCUGGGCGUGUCCAUGUCCCGCGUCGACUACGCCCCCGGCGGGCUGAACCCGCCACACACCCACCCCCGCGCCACCGAGAUCGUCUUCGUGCUCGAGGGCACCCUCGACGUGGGCUUCAUCACCACCGCCAACAAGCUGAUCGCCAAGACCAUCACCAAGGGCGACGUCUUCGUCUUCCCUCGCGGACUCGUCCACUUCCAGAAGAACAACGCCGACGUCCCCGCCGCCGCCCUCGCCGCCUUCAACAGCCAGCUCCCAGGCACACAGUCCCUGGCCGCUACCCUCUUCGCCGCCACCCCUUCGGUGCCCGACCAUGUCCUCACCAAGGCCUUCCAGAUCGGGACCAAGGAAGUCGAGAAGAUCAAGAGCCGCCUCCAGCCCAAGAAGUGAGAGUUCUCAUUUCUUGGACUCGGCCACUAUGAUUCAUGGUUUGUAUGAAGUUGCUACUUCUAAUUCUUAUUGAGAUAUGAGAGAGUGUAAUAAAGACUGCAACUAUAGCUCCCAAUCAAAGCCUAAUAAUUCAAUGCCCUUUCCUA
Musa acuminata AAA Group (dessert banana) is the source of this 1158-nucleotide messenger RNA. RefSeq names its product germin-like protein 5-1. Gene Ontology annotation, molecular function: manganese ion binding. The record is from RefSeq and is a predicted model, not a curated record. Gene Ontology annotation, cellular component: plasmodesma; cell wall. The transcript is spliced from 2 exons. NCBI's taxonomy places the organism in Eukaryota, Viridiplantae, Streptophyta, Magnoliopsida, Zingiberales, Musaceae. Bases 353 to 1012 code for a protein of 219 amino acids. Gene Ontology annotation, biological process: regulation of root development; plasmodesmata-mediated intercellular transport.